Messenger RNA from Cryptotermes secundus, 1657 nucleotides. RefSeq lists its product as uncharacterized. The transcript has 2 exons. The coding region runs from base 1244 to 1606 and encodes 120 amino acids. The record is from RefSeq and is a predicted model, not a curated record. Lineage: Eukaryota; Metazoa; Arthropoda; Insecta; Blattodea; Kalotermitidae.
AGUGAAAAGCGAAUAUCGUAUCCAAGAUGGGGGACGCCCCGGUGCCGGGAUACCAAACACUUUGGACGAAUAAACUUUCUACACUGAAGUCAGAAUACCACACAUUGUUGCGACAAUAUCCCGAAACGGAAGCACAACUAAAACAGCUCAUUAAAUUGCUGGGCGACAUUGAGGACGUGGCAAGGCACAUCCCAGUCUCUGCAGGGAGAAGUGCGGAAUGAGCUAGCAUUUUAAAUGCAGCGGAAGGAAACAGAGCGAGCUACUGCAAAGGUCUUAAGGGAAACCACUUUUUAGUGCCCUGUACAGCACUUUUACAGUAAUGUUACAAGAGUUAAAGGCCGUGCUCAAGGCGAGCACCCUAGCAGGCCAAACUAACCUACAAAACACAACAGGGCAACAAACAACGCAGGAGGGCAGUUUCCAAGGAGUAAAGAGGCGGAAGCGGUGCGCCACCAACGAAACCGACAGAUCACCAAAGAAAGUGGCAGUGCAGACCAAAACGUCGCCCACCCUAAAUAUCCCACCCAAGGAAGUCGUCACAAAAUUUUUUCGCCCCCCCCCCCUCAGGGCAGCGGUUAUGGACACAGACGCUUCCGGCACUGAGGCCCUUCAAAUGAGAAGGCAGAUCCUGGAAAAUCAGGAAGGCAGCCUCCAAUAAACCUAAGAUCUACCACUAACGUGAUUCAGUUGUAAAAACAACUGUAAAGUGUGGUCAAAGAAAACUUUGAGUUCCAUAGCACUAGAAAAGGAACCAAAGUCAUCACGAGAGGCAUGGCGGAUUUCCAGUCCGUGCAAUCCCACUUCGACACCAAUAACAUGUCCUAUUACUCGUUCUAUCCUGAAUCCGAAAAACCUAUGAAGGCGGUGAUAUUUCACCUGCCACACAACAUCCCUGUAGGAUACAUAUCAGACUAGCUGGUGAGCCUCGGGUUUAGUUAUUAGUGUCAAGCAGUUUACAGCCACCCACUUGUCACCCUCUGACGGAUCAACAACCAUAAACCACCUCUUCCUGAUAACCUUGCUGAGGACAGCAAAAUCCCAAGAAAUUUUCUGACUGCAAACUCUCUGCCACAUCACGAUCAGGUUGGAGGCAUAUAGAGCUCAGAAUGGUCUUACGCAGUGCCAUAACUGCCAGCAGUUCGGCCAUGUCUGGGCAAACUGCAAGCAACCCCCCGCUGCUUGUGGUGCGGAGGAGGCUACCUGCACAAGGAAUGCCACAAGGGAAUAUGUCUUCCAUCCCAACAUGUUGCAACUGUCGGUUGGCAGAAGAAGAAAACCUCCAUCCCGUGAUUAUCGUGGCUGCAGACACGUGAAGGAGGAGAUGCAGAAAGAGAAAUUGCAGAAGACACCCAGGGCUACAACAGGAAGGGUGUUCUCUUCAAACCUCACCACUCCAGGAGUGUUCUUCGCGGUGGUGCUCCGAGUCAAGACAGGAAAAAUUGCAGCCUCAGACACAUCAGGCAGCAGUGGGAGGUCCUGCCAUGAUGGAACCCAGGGUCCCUGCCGCCUUACCCAAACACGAACAGCAGGCAACAGUGUGGCUUUGCAUAGCGACAGCCCAUCCGCGGACGAAGAAAACACUGUUCUCAUACUGUUGGCCGUGUGAAUUUUGCGGGUGUUGUCUAGCAACGGGUAUAUACACCACAAUAUUGCUUUU